Messenger RNA from Ananas comosus (pineapple), 968 nucleotides. Its product is annotated as egg cell-secreted protein 1.4-like. The transcript has a single exon. The record is from RefSeq and is a predicted model, not a curated record. Gene Ontology annotation, biological process: double fertilization forming a zygote and endosperm. NCBI's taxonomy places the organism in Eukaryota, Viridiplantae, Streptophyta, Magnoliopsida, Poales, Bromeliaceae. Bases 221 to 646 code for a protein of 141 amino acids.
AUUAUUACACCUCAAUCUGAGACCUUACAUUGCUUAAAACGUAUACAUGCAUGCAGGCCCUUUCAUUUCUCAUUUUCUUGUAACAUUCACAUGCACAUGCAUGAUCAUAAUCAUUUAUAUAUGUAUUCAUUUAUCAAUUCCACCUCUAUAAAUAUGAAUAUGAUCAUGAACAUCUAUCUAUUCAUAUAAUCAUUCAUAAGUGUAUCUACUAAAGUUUUUCAUGGCUUCUCUCUUCAAACUCUCUAUCUUCAUCCUGCUUGCAGCAUCCUCCCUCGCAACCGUGCCCGCUCCGACGUCGUCGGAGGCUCCGCCCGUCAGCCCGAUUGGCCUUUCGGCCCGCCUGCAGUCGGACGGCCUGACGCAGUGCUGGGACUCGCUGGUGGAGCUCCGAUCGUGCACAGGGGAGGUGAUCCUCUUCUUCCUCAACGGCGAAACGUACCUGGGCCCGAGCUGCUGCCGGGCCAUUCGCGUCAUCGAGCAUCACUGCUGGGCCGCCGACGUCUUGCUGGCGUCCCUCGGCUUCACGGCUCAAGAAGGAGACAUACUGCGCGGCUACUGCGAUGCAGCCGACGAUUCCUCCGACCCGUCGACGCCGCAACCGCCGCCAGCCCCGCCGUCUAUCUCUCCAGGGCCAUCAUCCCACUAGAAUCGAGAAAUGGUGUCUGGUUGUUUUAACUGUUAAAGGUCAUGGGCCAUGCACGUAGGUUUGCAUGGUUUGUGUUAGUCACUUUGAUGUGAGUCAUACCUAUAUAUAUAUGUGUGUGUGUGUGUGUGUUAGGGUCAAAUGAGCUUAGUAGGGUUGGGUCAUAUGUGAACCUGGUAUGAGUCAUUAUGGAUCUAGUAAUUAAGAUUAUGAUGCUUAAUUAUCCUAUAUAAGUACUCUAUGAUCAUUGAUCAUAUUGAGAAUAUUAAAUAUCCUUUUUAGUAAUGAUUUGUGCACUAAUCCAUCCUUGAACCAUUUGUUGAGG